AAACCAUUGCAACAUUUGGUCUAUAACCAGCAAACCAUUUUUAGAUUAAAAAGUAAAUAUCAUAAUAGUUUUUGUCAUAUUGAAAGGGACAUUGGACAAACUUCAGCGGCAUGAGUGAAAAUUUAAGCAUCAACUAACCUCUAACAUCACUCGGAAAGUUGCACAUGCGUCGUGAUCUGAAAUAAAAACAAAAACUGUCGAGUAUUUGGGACACACAUUGUACAUACUAACAACAAAAUAGGAGUGCAUUUACUAAAGUACUAAGAAUGAGUGAAAACCAAGAGUUGAACCAGGGACCACCAUCUCAUGAGCACGCAAAGGGAGGGCAUCCAGGUGGAUACCAGCCGGUCCAACAAUCAGAGAAAACACCUUAUGAACAACCAGGACAACCACCCUAUGGACAAUCAGUCUAUCUACAACCAGGACAGCCGCUCUAUUGUCAACCAGGACAACCACCCUAUGGUCAACCAGGACAACCACCAUAUGGCCAACCUCCUUGUGGUCAACUAGGACAGCCUUAUGCAACCCAACAAGUUGUGGUGACUCAGCCCGGCCAAGCUGUUGUUGUUGUAACAGAACAAAGACCUCCAGAUUACCUGAUCUCAUCAAUACUGGCAUUAUUGUUUUUCUGUCCUACAGGUCUAUGUGCAAUGUAUUAUGCUAACCGGGCAAACACUCAGGCAUCUGCAGGGGACAUGAUUGAAGCACAGAGGAUGUCUCAUAGGGCUAAAAAAUUGUUGAUUACAAGCAUUGUGAUUGGCGUGGCCUUGACCAUUCUCGCUAUUAUGUUCAGGCUGACACAUGAUUACGAUCAUUGAUCAGAUUGCUGAUUAGAAUAAGAUACGGUCAACUAUCGUUAUCUCGAUAUCGUUUUUUUUUCAUAAUUUAUUAUCUCGAUGAAAUUUUAAAAGUCCCGAAUUUCUUCCUCUUUAUCUAUGUUGAAUUUAUUUGUUUAUCUUGAUAUCUUUAGUAUCGAAGUUAAAUGUAAGUUAUUUUCACACUAGUAUUAUUUGUUUUUCUUGACUAAUAAUAUUAGUCUGCCCCAGCAGAGGUGUAAGUAACACAAAGCAGACGGUCAAAAUGUGUAAUUGUCCCCCGCCUUUUCGAAGUAAAAAAGGGGGAUAUAGAAAUAGGUUGUGUUCGUCCGUCCGUCUGUCCGUCCGUCACACUUUCGUGUCCGGUCCAUAACUUUGUCAUUUAUCAAAUGAAUUUGAAAUAACUUGACACAAAUGUUUGUUAUAAUAAGACAAUGUGUCAUGCGCAACAAUUAGACCCCUAUCUCCAGGGUCAAGGUCGCACUUGCUCGUGUAUAUGUCGUGUCCGGUCCAUAACUUUCUUAUAUAUGAAGAGAUUUUGUAAAUUCUUGCCAUAAUUGUUCACAAUAAUGAGACAAUGUGUCAUGCGUAAAAACCGGUUACCUACCACCAAGGUCAAGGUCACACUUGGAGGUCAAAUAGUAACAUAGUCUGUUAAAGGGUUUAUUUUGUGUCCGGUCCAUAACUUUUUCAUAGAUUAAAGGAUUUUGAAAAUACUUGGCACAAAUAGUCACUAUAAUAAGAGGAUGUGUCAUGCACAACACCUGCAUCCCUACCUCCAAGGUCAAGGUCACACUUAGAGGUCAAACUUAACAUAGUAUGUUCAAGGGUAUAUUUUGUGUCGGAUCUAAAACUUCUUCAUAGUUUAAGGGAUUUUGAAAUAACUUGGCAAAAAUAGUCACAAUAAUAAGACGAUAUAUCAAAUACAACAACUGCACCCUUACCUCUAAGGUCAAGGUCACACUUAGAGGUCAAAUGUUUACAGAGUCUGUUAUUUGGUUUAUUUUGUGUCCGGUCCAUAACUUUUUCAUAGAUUAAAGGAUUUUGAAAAUACUUGGCACAAAUAGUCACUAUAAUAAGAGGAUGUGUCAUGCACAACACCUGCAUCCCUACCUCCAAGGUCAAGGUCACACUUAGAGGUCAAAACUUAACAUAGUAUGUUCAAGGGUAUAUUUUGUGUCGGAUCUAAAACUUCUUCAUAGUUUAAGGGAUUUUGAAAUAACUUGGCAAAAAUAGUCACAAUAAUAAGACGAUAUAUCAAGUACAACAACUGCACCCUUACCUCUAAGGUCAAGGUCACACUUAGAGGUCAAAUGUUUACAGAGUCUGUUAUUUGGUUUAUUUUGUGUCCGGUCCAUAACUUUUUCAUAGAUUAAAGGAUUUUGAAAAUACUUGGCACAAAUAGUCACUAUAAUAAGAGGAUGUGUCAUGCACAACACCUGCAUCCCUACCUCCAAGGUCAAGGUCACACUUAGAGGUCAAACUUAACAUAGUAUGUUCAAGGGUAUAUUUUGUGUCGGAUCUAAAACUUCUUCAUAGUUUAAGGGAUUUUGAAAUAACUUGGCAAAAAUAGUCACAAUAAUAAGACGAUAUAUCAAGUACAACAACUGCACCCUUACCUCUAAGGUCAAGGUCACACUUAGAGGUCAAUUGUAUACAGAGUCUGUUAUUUGGUAUAUUUUGUGUCCCGUCCAUUACUUCUUCAUAGAUUAAGGGAUUUUGAAAAAUACUUGGCACAAAUAGUCACUAUAAUAAGAGGAUGUGUCAUGCACAACAUCUGCAUCCCUACCUCCAAGGUCAAGGUCACACUUAGAGGUCAAAACUUCACAUAGUAUGUUCAAGGGUAUAUUUUGUGUCGGAUCUAAUCUUCUUCAUAGUUCAAGAUAUUUUGAAAAUACUUGGCACAAAUAUUCACAAUAAUAAGACGUUAUGUCAUGCACAACACCUGCACCCCUACCUUCAAGGUCAAUGUCACACUUAGAGGUCAAAGCUUAACAUGAUAGAUUUUAAAAUUCCAUGUUUCAUUUUUAUCUUUAAUAAAUUUAUUGUUGCAUUUGCUGAUCUAGCAUUGAUCGUAAUUUUGGACUGAAUGUCCUGAGAUCCAUACCUCAAUCUUUUGAAAUAGCACAAUUUUAUGCUUCAUAUAAAACUUCCCGAGGUGGGGGACGUUGGUAAUUUUGUUACAAAUUCUUGUUAUGUUUGUAACAAGUCGAGCUGUUUUUUUUAUAUAUAAAAGUUAAUGUUAUUAGCGUGUUGAUUGACUUAUAUCAAAAAUGAGUGAAUUUACCGUUUUUGUAUAAAAUAUUGGAACUGUAUUAAAUUUAUUAGUUUACAUUGACUUAGAUGAAAGAGUGUCAGUAUAAAUACAUUGUCGUUGCAAUUUUGUUUACAUCAUUACUGGAGGCAGAUGAAAAUUUCAAAUUGUCUGAAAAUUAAACACUGUCGACCAUGACCAACCCAUGGGGAUAGCUGGAUUGACAGCAUCUAAAAACAACGCUUUAACUUUAGUGGUAUAUUACCGAGUAAGCCUCACUCUGUGUGUUUAUCACAGACUGUUGCAUGUCCGCUAGUAAACAGCCGCUGGUAACAUAUUCGAAGAUUAUAGGCUUUUAAAAUUGCGAUAUUAGACGCACGAAAACAUGUUAUGUAAACAUAUGUAAUUUGACUCAAAUAUAAGGUAUGCACAUGUCUUUUGAUUCUGACUGGUUCAAACUCUAAUACAUUUAUCUCGACAUUUCGUUAUCUCGAUAUUUUUUCACGGUUCCGAUGACUUCGAGAUAACGAAAGUUAACUGUAUUUCAGAUAUUUUGUCAGCUAAAAUGAAACAUUACACAUACAGUCCUUGUCUUUAUACUUGAUGUAGAAUAUCAUUAAUCAGCAUAUUUUCUUCAGUGUUGCAAGUUUGGUUUUAGCUUAAAAUAAUGUAAUGUUUGCCUUAGUAACUGCUUUUAUGAUCCAUGUGUUACUGUAUUUACUGGAGUCCAGUUUUGUACUCCAAAGCUUUUUGACUUAUCAAGUUUAAGUUCUUAGACUGAGAUCCUGUAAAGAUGCAUAGUACUGAUUAUUAUUGAGUGCUUUGUUGUUUUUUUAGGCAAAUUAUAUGCGAAUGAAUAUAUUAAGUACAAGUAUUAGGUCUGUUUGAUACAAGAUGAUUCUAAGUAACAGCUAAGUUUCAAAGCUCGAAAUUUUGUCAUUAAAUUGAGACCGAUUUAGGAGUCAUAAGUUGAAGUACUGAUUGUCUUUAAGAUUUUAUGCAAGCUUCUUCGCCUUACCGAAGUUCCACUGUCCUUUUUAAACAGGGUUGCCCUAAAAUUUAAGGGUUUGUGUUAAAUAAAACCACCGUAAGCCUAAGUGACAUUUUAACAUUGUUUUGAAUCUAUUCUUAUUUUGGAUCUCUACUUAUUUUCUAGUAACAAAGUAUCAGUGUUUUAUUAUAUACAAACACGAUACCAUGUAUUAGAAUCAGUUUUUUAAAUUUUUACAUGUUUUUGUCUGCAAUUGUCAAUUUUUAUUUUCUGUACCAUAUAUUUGUCAGUAUUUCCAGCAUAGAUACACUUUUAUGAUCAUUUCCAUAAGCAGCUCUUUCGUUUUAUUAGCUCGACUUUUUUUUUUUUUUUUUUUUUUU
This is a messenger RNA of Ruditapes philippinarum (Manila clam), 4440 nucleotides long. RefSeq lists its product as uncharacterized. Gene Ontology annotation, cellular component: membrane. Lineage: Eukaryota; Metazoa; Mollusca; Bivalvia; Venerida; Veneridae. The transcript has 5 exons. The record is from RefSeq and is a predicted model, not a curated record. Bases 267 to 818 code for a protein of 183 amino acids.